Molecule: messenger RNA, 3898 nt
Organism: Leucoraja erinaceus (little skate)
Lineage: Eukaryota; Metazoa; Chordata; Chondrichthyes; Rajiformes; Rajidae
Product: apoptosis-enhancing nuclease-like
Exons: 4
Coding region: 656-1765 (369 amino acids)
Cellular component (GO): nucleus
Molecular function (GO): exonuclease activity; nucleic acid binding
Source: RefSeq, a predicted model, not a curated record
UCUUGUUUCUAUAACCCUCAUAUAUUCCUCUAUCCCAAACUUUUCUCUAUUAUAAGUUCUGUUCUCGACACACAAUAGACAAUAGGUGCAGGAGUAGGCCAUUCGGCCCUUCGAGCCAGCACCGCCAUUCAAUGUGAUCAUGGCUGAUCAUCUACAAUCAGUACCCCGCUCCUGCCUUCUCCCCGUAUCCCCUGACUACGCUGUUUUUAAGAGCCCUAUCCAGCUCUCUCUUGAAAGUAUCCAGAGAACCGGCCUUCACUGCCCCCGGAUUUAGGUUGGAACCCUUCUUCAGACUGCAUUGUACACUAUUUUUUAACUGGCAUCACAGCGUGGGUUUGAUCCUGACCUUGUGUUUGUAGGUGGCGUUUGCACUUUCUCCCUGUGACCACAUGAGUUUCCUUACGGGUACCGUUUCCUCCCACAUCCCAAAGACAUGUGGAUCUGUAGCUUAAAUGGUUGCUGUAAAUUGCCCCUAGUGUGUAGAAAGUGACAUAACAAAGAACUGGUGGGAACGGGGAAUCGAUGCGCACUCAGUGGGCCGAAGGCCCAGUUUCCAUAGUAUGUCUCUAAACUCUUGAAUUAAAGGACCUUUCUUUGUCUAUCUAGGUUCCACAGCCGUAACCAGACCAUUGAGUGGUGGUGGUGUGAGGAAAGGAUGCCGGGUGUACCUGAAGCAGACAAUCUCACUGUGUCAGUGCCUGAAGGUUCGGCCUCCAGGUGGCUGCUCCAUGGUAUCUCCUGCACAGCGAGGUCCCUCCAUCAGAGCCCGGAGUGCCGAAACGCCAGGCGCAAGAAGAAACUCUGCCGGCGGUACCAACGGUUUUUGGAAAGGAAGGCAUUCCUGGAAAGAAGGGGGCUACUGAAACGACGUCGGGUGAGGGAGAAGAUCGGGCCGGAUGGCAGCUCCCCCCCGCAGAGCACUGAGCUCCCGAGUGGUGCCAACGUGAAUAGUAAUUGCUGUGCCUCGUCUGGUGCCUGGCAAACCAUGCCCAAAAGUGAGCAAACCAAACCCAGCAAGAGAGGACUCCUGGUACGCGGGGUGAUCCCGCUCGCUCGGGCGAGUCUCGGCGGGCCGCCGGGCAACGUGGCUGCCCGCAGUGCGAAGCUGGGGGGCUUCUGCUGCAGCGCCGCUAAGUGCGUGGCCAUCGACUGUGAGAUGGUGGGUACCGGCCCUCACGGGGGGCUGGGGGAACUAGCCAGGUGCAGCAUCGUCAGCUAUCAGGGCCACGUCAUCUACGAUAAGUACGUGAAGCCGGAAGGUGACAUCACCGACUACCGGACACGGUGGAGCGGCAUCCGCGAGCAACAUAUGGUCACUGCAACAGAGUUUAAUGUUGCACAGACGGAGAUCAUAAAGAUCCUUGAAGGUAAAGUUGUGGUCGGCCACGCGUUGCACAAUGACUUUAAAGUUCUGAAGUAUUCUCAUCCGAGAUCUCUCACGAGAGAUACGAGUAAGAUGCCAUUCCUGAAGAAGGUGGCAGGUUUUCCAUUAAGAGAGUCUGUGUCCCUGAAGAAUCUCGCAAAGCAGCUUCUGCGCCAAUCCAUACAGGUUGGCAGUGACGGCCACUGCUCGGUUGAGGACGCCUGCACCGCCAUGCAGCUGUACCGACUGGUGGAGGUUGAGUGGGAGCAGCGACUGCACAGUGAGUUAUCGACGGCACACGAUCAUACGACGGCUGACACAGCCACUGAAGUCAGUCACUACAUGGAUGACCAGUACUGGCCUGCUGAACUAAAUGACUGGGGAACGUUAUCCUCAGGAUGAAGACUCGCCAGCGGAGAUGAACAUUUAUGGUGCUGACGAACUAUAUCAAUUCAAAUUCAAAUUCACUUGCCUGUUGGAGUAGGAGAUUAGUUUUUCUCUCUGAUUCACCUGUUCUCAGUCCUUCCUCCUGCCCAGCAAAUUGGUGCUUAAUCCCUCUCGCCAGUAGAAUUUACCUGUAAGGAUGCAGGGGUUCAGGGUUAAUGUUGAGGGACUAUCUCGGUCUAAGUUGAACAGAGAGUCCCCCUCUACUACAACUUGCUAUACCACCACAACAUUUAGCCUGCCACUAAGGUGUCCAGAAUGAGUUACGAGGAAUGCUGUUUUGUACACUGGAUUCAUUGUGAGGCCUGGAUGAAAAUUCCCCCCCAAUGCAAUCACAAUGCAGCGGACCCUGAGCUUGGGUGGAAAAUUAUGCCAGAGUCGUUUUUUAAUGUGGCGGGUAAACGUUGCUGGUGUUGUUCUGUGUUAGUGGCUGAGGCAAAUAGACAGUAUACAGGGGAGCCAGAUUUAUACUUUUGUACUUCCUCUUGCAAUGUUUAUCUUCAACAUUUCUGCACCCAACCCCCACCUGUGGUACUGGUCCACUGAUGCCAAAUGUCCCCAUUCCCAAAUGCUGGCUGUGACCCUGGAGAGCAUCGGGCUGUGCAGCCCAGGGUUUGCUCCUCUGUGUCCUCAUUCCAGCUCGCUGUCUGGUUCUGAGACAUUGAGUUUGAUGUUUAAACUAGCAUCACCCUCGACGGCUUAAAAGCAAAGAUGCAAACUUGCAAUGAGUUAUAACUCUCGUGGUCUGUGUUACUCUACUAACCGAAUGAUGCAGCCUUGUUAUUCUUCUCAUGGCCCGUCUUGCAAAUGGGUGCUAGAGAGUAGAAUGUGAGUUUCUCAUCUCCCCUCUUCCUUUGUUCACUGUAGUUUAAAGAUGGAAGCAGACCCUUCGGCCCAAUAAGUCCGUGCUGACCAUUGAUCACCCGUUCACACUAGUUCUAUGUUAUCCCACUUUCUCAUCCACUCGUUCCAUGUUAGGGACAAUUUACAGAGUGCAAUUAACCUACAAACCUUUGGGAUGUGGGAGGAAACCGGAGCACCCAUAGGAAACGCAUAAGGUCACAGCGAACGUGCAGACUCUGCACAGAGAGCACCUGGGGUCAGGAUCGAACCCUCGCCUCUGGCACUAUGAGGCAGCAGAUGCGCCACUGUGCCUGCCUUUGGGGCAACGUGGACCCACAAGAGCAAGAAAUAUAUUACCAUGAUAGACUGUCGAUAGAGAAGUUGGAAUAACAAGCAAUGGGGAACGCCAGCGGGGAGUUCAUGGGCUAAGCAGCCAUUAAUACGAAUGCUUAUCUCAAUUUUAUAAUUCUUUCCACAUCCCCAUCUGCUCUCCCCAAAUAAUCCCACUCAUCUGCACUUGCCUUCGAUCUACUGGCUUCUCGCCAGCAGCACAGUGACACAGCUAGCAGAGCUGCUUCCUCAUAGCUACAAUGGCCCAGAUUUAUAGAGUCAUGCAGGCCCUUUGGCCCAACUUGGCCACAACGGCCAACAUGUCCCACCUGCCUGCGCUUGGCCCAUAUCCCUCUAAACCUGUCCUAUCCAUGUACCUGUCAAAAUGUGCUAACCUCUGGUGCAGUCUGUGUGGAGUUUGCUUGUUCUUCUGAGUGUGGAUAUCCCCCACAUCCUAAAGAUGGUGGUGAGAAGCCGGUAGAUCAAUUGGCAGGUGAGUGGCCACAUUUGGGAUGAGUUGAUGGGAAUGUGGAGAGAAUUAAAAAUUGAGAUAAGUGUUCGUGCUAAUGGCUGCUUGCUGGUCGACGAGGGCUAAAGGGCCUGUUUCCAUGCCGAAUCCCUUGUGACUCUUGGUCCCUGUGACGUCAUCGGUGGGCCGAGGGUUUGUGGUAUCAAUCCCCCAUUGAUGACGUCACGUGAGGGAGGAGUUCUAUUCAAAAUGUCUGCUUCAUGCAUGUCUCUAACCUGCAGAAUCACAAGUAACGGCAAAAUCUGGCGAAAACAGAAGCAAGUAUCCAGUGGAAGGGCGAACUGAGCCAACGAGCAGAGUGCAAGGAGGAAGUUGCUGUCACCACAGUUGGACUCGGUUGCAGUUUGCAGGGAGCGCUCGGUGCCCGACAAGCUGAACAAUGGUAGACC